This is a messenger RNA of Closterium sp. Naga37s-1, 2505 nucleotides long. Lineage: Eukaryota; Viridiplantae; Streptophyta; Zygnematophyceae; Desmidiales; Closteriaceae. The record is from the annotation of a GenBank genome assembly.
AUGGAUGCACCGGAGAGCCUUAAAUCGGAGCCGGGGUUGGAAAAGGAUCCGCAUCGGCUGAUGCUGCAACGACUCAACUACGAGCUCCAUCAGCGUAAGGAGCUGGUUCGCGCGCGGGAGAUGCUUGAAAUCCGCCGGCGGACGCUCCAGGAGAGCAUCAGCAGCCGGAAGAAGUUUCUGGGCAGCCUUCCCGGGCAGCUGAAAGCCCUGAAAAAGGCAUCUGGUCCGCUCCAGCAGCAAAUGGGGAUGCAGCACUCACGGCGGGUGAAGCAACACCGCUUAGCGUCCCUCCUCCCUCCGCCUCUCUACGUUUUGUACUCGCAAUUAGCUGCCCGGAGGGACUCAUUAGAAGAAGCGAUAGAGGUGGAGAUUGAAGGGAGCGUUAGAGAGGCUGAAGCCUUCGCUGCUAUGGUGGAAGAGAGAGAGGCAGCAGCAGCUGCCGCUGCCUCUGCUGCUGCGGCAAGUGACGCGGGAGGGAAGCAGGCGCAAGCGAAUGCGGCGAUCGGCGCAGCUGACUUGAUCGGCACUGUGGACUCCCCCCAUCCGCUGGCGGUGGUGCUCCGCCUGCUGGACGCGCGGGGGAGAGCGGAGCGGGGGAAUGCGGAGGCUGUUGGACAGGGCGGGGAGCGCGGGGCGGAGGAGGAGGAAAAAGUGGAGAAGGAGAAGGAGAAGGAGAAGGAGAAGGAGAAGGAGAAAGAGAAGGAGAAGGAGAAGGAGAAGGGGAAAGAGAGGGAAAAGGGCAAGGGAAGGGACAAAGACGACAGCCAACAGCCCGCCCUGCUCGUUCUCCGCUUCGAAAUGCUCUGGAACCUCGGGGUCAUCUGUGUAGGCCCCGACUCAGGCCUUCUCUUCCCGAAUAUGGCUAAGGAGCCGUUGGCGCGGGAGAGUGGGUUUGUGGCGUCUCUCCCUGCACGCGUCUCCCGCCCAUUCUACUGGGCGCAGCUCAUGUGUGGGCCGGGGGGAGCACGGGCAGCGCUGCUGGAGCGGCUAGAGGCGUUCAGGGAGGAGAGGCGGCUGGGGCGAGUGCUGCAGGCGAUGAGGGAGCGAGUGACGGCCGCGAGAGAGCUCAAUGCGGUUCUCUCCUCCCUCGUUACAAGAACACUCCCCACAAUCACACCUCCCAAUGCCACUGCCGGCCCAUACUCCUCCGGGCCCUGGUCAGAAGAUUCCGGGUACCUUCCCCAAUGCUCUAUUCUGAGCUGGCAGCUUCUCAUUGGCCCUCUGGGAUUCCCAAACGCCACGUGUAGCAGCCAGAUUGGGGGAAAGGCUGAGGGGGGGGAUUUGGCAGUUGGUAAAGGGGGGGAGAAGCGAGGGAAGGAGAGGAGAGGGGAGGGGAGGAGCGAGAGGGAGGGGGAGAAGGAUAGGAGUGACAGGAAAGGAGAUGAGAAGAAAGGGGAUGAGAGGAAAGGGGACGAGAGGAAAGGAGACGAGAAGAAAGGUGAUGAGAGGAAAGGGGAGAAGGGAUCAGGGGAGGAUGGAUCGUCUCGCGGCCGAGGAGAAGGCACAGGAGGAGGGAAAGGUAGAGACGAGACUGUCGGGAGGCUGGCUGUUGGUGGAUUUGGAAGAGAGAGCAGCUUGCCUGUCGGUGCAUUGGGAGGAGAGGGUGGUUUGCCGCCUGGUGCUAUGCUUGCCCAGGCUCUGGUCAUAGCACAGAGGAGGAGACUGGGUGGACUGGCCGGUGCGGUAGGGUUGGGUGGGGUGGCAGGGCUGGCAGGGGUCAGUGAGCUUGAAGGGGGGUCAGGCGGGAAGGGGGAGGGCGGGGGGAAGAAACGGGAGAGCGAGGGGAAGAGCAGCAGGGAGAGGAGGAGCAGCAGGGAGGGGAAGGAGAAGAGCGAUGAGGAUGGAGAGAAAGGGAGAGGGGGAGGGAGUAAGCGAGAAACUGAGGGUAAAGCGGCAGCAUCUGGAGCCAUAACAGCAGCAGCAGCAGGAGGAACAGAAGCGGCAGCAGAGGGACCUUCAGGGGACGGGCAGGGCAGCGGGGGCAGUGGGGGCAGUGGGGGUGUUGUGGAAGGGGUGGAAGGGGUGGUGUGGGUGGCGUUGCCAUGGUCGUGGGCAGCAGCUCAUGGUAUCCAUCCCUCCACCCCUGCUGCUGUCGCCUGGGAGACUGUGCUGGGGGCUGGUGCCUGUGUGUAUGAGCUCAUUGUGAGGGGCACAGGGGGCGGAGGGGGUGGUGGGAGUGGUGGGAGUGGAGAGCGGAAGGGGAGGAAGGAGGAGGGCGAGAGGGGUGUGUGUGACCUGCAGGCACUGGUCGUCAUCGAUCCCGACGUCCCAUCUUCCCAACACCCCCUUCUGCUUCCCCCCAUCCAUCGUUUUUGUCCUGCCCCCCCUCCCCCUCUUUAUCUCCCACCCUCCCCCCCUGCUGCCCCUCCCAUCAGGUCCAACCCCUCCUCCCCUCCUCCACUGCUCAAGUCACACUCGCUCCAUCUGCUUCACCCCCCUCCUUGCAUGCCUCCUCCCAUGCAUCCUUAUUGCUGGAUGGGCUCUUCUCUCUCGAUUCCGAGGUAA